Messenger RNA from Magnolia sinica, 1180 nucleotides. RefSeq lists its product as uncharacterized. The record is from RefSeq and is a predicted model, not a curated record. Bases 411 to 785 code for a protein of 124 amino acids. NCBI's taxonomy places the organism in Eukaryota, Viridiplantae, Streptophyta, Magnoliopsida, Magnoliales, Magnoliaceae. The transcript is spliced from 6 exons.
CAAUAUGUACUUGUAAGCUUUUACUUGCCGUAAAAUGCCUGUUCUGGUCAUACUAUAGUCAGUUAAAAUGCCCGUUGUGGUUAUUUCAUAAUCUCAAAUGUAACUUCAACCAACAUGAGUCUCCUUUCUUUUUGGCAGGGCCUUCCUGUCUUUGCUAUUGGUGUUGGACUCAGUACAUUUGACAAAGCAUCUGUAGGACCAUGUUGUUUCAAUCUUUUUCUUUAGAACUUCAACUGAUGAAUCUUAAAUUGACUGCUUUGUUAUUGAUCAGAAAACUGUGGUUUGAUAUGCAUUGUGGAAAGCAUUUUCUUCAUUGACGCCCUUCCCCUAAAUGCCAGAAACAUUUUCCAAGUCCGAAAGCUCAAAAUCCCAUUGAGGAUGCUGAUUAACUUAUUAUUUGCACAACCGGGAUGGUGUGGCAGUGCAACUGGAGAGAAGAGGCUUCAACUUCAACAGAACACAGGGGAGGACUCGUAGCUGCAAAUUCUCCAAGAUGGAAGAGGAUACUUCUUCGAAUCUUCUCUGAGGGAAAAGGGCGUCAAGGCCGUGUUGAACAAGGGACUAUUAAAGUUGGAGAAGAUGUGGAGAUUUUAGGUUUAAUGCAGGUUGGACAAGUACAGGCAACUUGUACUGCGAAGGAACUACGUGAAAUUCCUUGUGGCACUUGUCAAUGCACGUGGAGGGGCAUGCUUGUGGAGCUACAUAUCUCUUUGGAGAAAUGCAACAAGAAAGGGUUAAAGAGGAUGAAUAUAGAAAAUAAGACAUGUCAGGUAAUCUAUUUAUGAUUCUUGCUGUUUGAUUAUGGACUGUUAUGGUCUAUCCUCAUGGUGGCCUGUCAGAAGGAUGGUGUAGGUCCCUAGUUCAAAAACCUAAAACUUUGGACUUGAUGUUUAGCAGGUCAUGUUUUAUACCCACUCUACCCAUCCAUUGCACUAGCUAAUGUUAGGACAUGAACCACUCUGUUGCUGUUUGAUUUUUUUUGCUCCUCGGUUAUGUAUAUCUGAGGUUUGAGUGCUUUUUUUUUGUUAGCUUGUUAGUACACCCAACUGUCAGUUCAGAAUUCAGAAUCGACUCUGCAAUGGAUUCCAAUUCAACUAAAUCAGGAAAAUAUUUAUAACCUUUUAUAACUCCAAAAACACCCUAAUGAAUUAAAAAAGAAGAAGAAAAAGCAACUAAUGCU